Epinephelus lanceolatus (giant grouper) is the source of this 4856-nucleotide messenger RNA. Its product is annotated as structural maintenance of chromosomes protein 1A. The record is from RefSeq and is a predicted model, not a curated record. Gene Ontology annotation, biological process: sister chromatid cohesion. Gene Ontology annotation, cellular component: meiotic cohesin complex; chromosome; nucleus. Gene Ontology annotation, molecular function: DNA binding; ATP binding; protein binding. Lineage: Eukaryota; Metazoa; Chordata; Actinopteri; Perciformes; Serranidae.
UUCCUGCUGGAUUGUAAAAUGGCGCAUUGUUGUCACUACCGCAUCGCGUCUAUUUGAUUCAAGAUUAUGAAGCUAUUUAGGUUACGAAACCAAACAUGCACUUCAUAAUGUGGCAUAUGCAUAGGCCAGCACUAGACUGAACAGAGGGGUUCAUUCAUUUGCGCGCAGUCUUUCGUCUUUGAGGUUGCUUGUUAGGUAACCUAUUGGUUGUUAGCAUUAGCUAGCUAACAUUGUGCUAGCUAAAAUUGACUCCAGUUUUUUUUCCAGAACAGCGGCACAAAUACAACGAAGAUGGGUUAUUUAAAACUGAUAGAGAUAGAAAACUUCAAGUCGUAUAAAGGAAGACAGAUCAUUGGACCCUUUCAUAAGUUCACUGCAAUCAUCGGACCCAAUGGAUCUGGAAAGUCCAACCUUAUGGAUGCCAUCAGCUUCGUGUUGGCAGAAAAGACCAGCAACCUGCGUGUGAAGACUCUGAAGGAUCUGAUCCACGGAGCACCCGUAGGGAAGCCAGCUGCCAACAGAGCUUUUGUCAGCAUGGUGUACCAGGAGGAUAAUGGAGAGGAGCGCGCCUUUACAAGGGCCAUCAUUGGUUCCUCCUCUGAGUACCGCAUCAACAACAAAGUGGUGGGCCUGCCUGAAUACAGUGAAGAGCUGGAAAAACUUGGUAUUCUGAUCAAGGCUAGAAACUUCCUGGUCUUCCAGGGAGCUGUGGAGUCUAUUGCCAUGAAGAACCCCAAGGAGCGCACAGCUCUGUUUGAGGAAAUCUCACGUUCUGGAGAGCUGGCCCAGGAGUACGACCGCAGGAAGAAGGAAAUGGUGAAAGCAGAGGAGGACACACAGUUUAAUUACCAUCGUAAGAAAAACAUUGCUGCUGAGCGCAAAGAAGCCAAGCAAGAGAAAGAGGAGGCCGAGCGAUACCAGCGCCUGAAAGAUGAAGUGGCCAGGGCUAGUGUUCAGUUGCAGCUCUUCAAGCUGUACCACAAUGAGACUGAGAUUGAAAAGCUGAACAAAGAGCUAGGCCAGCGGAACAAGGAGAUCGAUAAGGACCGCAAAAAGAUGGACCAUGUGGAGGAGGAGCUGAAGGACAAGAAGAAGGAGCUGGGCAGGUUGAUGAGAGAGCAGCAGACCAUUGAGAAAGAAAUCAAAGAGAAAGACUCUGAGUUAAACCAAAAGAGGCCGCAGUACAUCAAGGCCAAAGAGAACACCUCACACAAGAUCAAGAAGCUCGAGGCGGCGCGCAAGUCAUUGCAAAAUGCCCAGAAGAUGUACAAGAAACGCAAGGGGGACAUGGAUGAGCUGGAUAAAGAGAUGAGGGCUGUGGAGCUGGCCAAGCAAGAGUUUGAGGAGCGCAUGGAGGAGGAGGCACAGAGCCAGGGCCAGGACCUUACCCUCGAGGAAAACCAGGUCAAGCAGUACCAUCGUCUGAAGGAGGAAGCCAGUAAACGUGCUGCCACACUGGCACAGGAGCUGGAGAAGUUCAACCGCGACCAGAAGGCCGACCAGGACCGCCUCGACUUGGAGGAGAGGAAGAAAGUGGAGACAGAGGCUAAAAUAAAACAGAAGAUCCGUGAAAUUGAGGAAAACCAGAAACGUAUUGAGAAAUUAGAGGAUUACAUCACCACCAGCAGGCAGUCACUGGAUGAACAGAAGCGCAUGGAGGAGGAGCUGACUGAAGAGGUGGAAAUGGCCAAGAGGAGAAUUGAUGAGAUCAACAUGGAACUUAAUCAGGUAAUGGAGCAGCUGGGAGACGCCAGAAUUGACAGGCAGGAGAACAGUCGCCAGCAGCGCAAGGCUGAGAUCAUGGAGAGUAUCAAAAGACUCUACCCUGGCUCUGUGUACGGUCGUCUGAUCGACCUGUGCCAGCCCACUCAGAAGAAGUAUCAGAUUGCUGUGACCAAGGUGUUGGGUAAGAACAUGGACGCCAUCAUUGUUGACUCUGAGAAGACUGGAAGAGAUUGUAUUCAGUACAUCAAGGAGCAGAGAGGAGAGCCCGAGACCUUCCUUCCUCUCGACUACCUCGAGGUGAAACCAACAGAUGAGAAACUGAGAGAACUACGAGGAGCCAAACUGGUGAUUGACGUGAUUCGCUAUGAGCCUCCCCACAUCAAGAAAGCCCUGCAGUAUGCUUGUGGCAACGCCCUGGUCUGUGAGAACGUAGAGGAUGCACGAAGGAUUGCUUUCGGAGGGCCAUACAGACACAAGACGGUAGCCCUGGAUGGUACUCUUUUCCAGAAGUCCGGUGUCAUCUCUGGAGGAGCCAGUGACCUGAAGGCCAAGGCCAGGCGUUGGGAUGAGAAGGCAGUGGAUAAGCUCAAGGAGAAGAAAGAAAAACUCACUGAAGAGCUCAAGGAGCAAAUGAAGGCCAAGAGGAAGGAGGCGGAGCUGCGUCAGGUGCAGUCUCAGGCCCAUGGUCUGCAGAUGAGACUCAAGUACUCCCAGAGUGAUCUGGAACAGACCAAAACCCGUCACCUCUCCCUCAACAUGCAGGAGAAGUCUAAGCUGGAGAGUGAAUUGGCAAACUUUGGCCCCCGCAUCAACGACAUCAAGAGGAUCAUCCAGUCUCGUGAGAGGGAGAUCACGGACCUGCGAGACCGCAUGAACCUGGUGGAGGAUGAGGUGUUUGUUGAGUUCUGUAAGGAGAUUGGAGUGAGGAACAUCCGAGAGUUCGAGGAGGAGAAGGUGAAGAGGCAGAACGAGAUCGCUAAGAAGCGUCUUGAAUUUGAGACCCAGAAAACCCGCCUGGGUAUCCAGGUGGACUACGAGAAGAAUCAGCUGAAGGAGGACCAGGAGAAAGUCAUGAUGUGGGAGCAGACUGUCAAGAAGGACGAGGCCGAAAUAGAGCGACUAAAGAAGGAGGAGCACAGACACAUGAAGAUCAUUGAUGAGACAAUGGCCCAACUGCAGGACCUAAAGAACCAGCACCUCACCAAGAAAUCUGAAGUCAACGAUAAGAACCACGACAUGGAGGAGAUCCGCAAAAAACUGGGUGGCGCCAACAAAGAGUUGACUCAGCUCCAGAAGGAGGUCACAGCCAUUGAGACCAAACUAGAGCAGAAGCGCAGCGACCGUCACAACUUACUGCAAGCCUGCAAAAUGCAGGACAUCAGGUUGCCUCUCCGCUCUGGAACAAUGGAUGAUAUCAGCCAGGGAGAGGGAAGCUCCCAGACAGAUGAGUCGAGCAGCCAGAGGACGUCCAGCAGUGUUCUCGCUAAAGAGGCUCUCAUAGAGAUCGACUACAGCAACCUAUCUGAAGACCUUAAGGAUGCACUGUCAGAGGAAGAAAUCAAGGCGGAGACAAACACACUGCAGCAGCGUCUGAAUGAGCAGCAGAGUAUCCUACAGAGGAUCAGCGCACCCAACAUGAAGGCCAUGGAGAAGCUCGAGAGUGUCAGGGACAAGUUCCAAGAGACCAGUGACGAGUUUGAGGCUGCUCGUAAGAGAGCCAAGAAGGCCAAGCAAGCCUUUGAGCAGAUCAAGAAGGAAAGGUUUGAUCGUUUCAAUAACUGCUUUGAGUCUGUGGCCACCAACAUCGAUGAGAUCUACAAGGCCCUGUCACGCAACAGCAGUGCCCAGGCUUUCCUGGGCCCAGAAAACCCAGAAGAGCCAUACCUGGAUGGCAUCAACUAUAACUGUGUGGCUCCGGGAAAGAGGUUCAGACCCAUGGACAACCUGUCUGGAGGAGAGAAGACAGUAGCUGCCCUGGCUCUGCUCUUUGCUAUUCACAGCUACAAACCCGCCCCCUUCUUUGUCCUGGAUGAGAUUGACGCUGCUCUGGACAACACUAACAUUGGCAAGGUGGCCAAUUACAUCAAAGACCAGUCGGUGCAGAACUUCCAGGCCAUCGUCAUUUCUCUCAAGGAGGAAUUCUACACCAAGGCAGACUCGCUCAUUGGUGUUUAUCCAGAGCAAGGAGAUUGUGUCAUCAGCAAAGUGCUCACCUUUGACCUCUCCCAGUAUCCUGAUGCCAACCCAAAUCCGAAUGAAUAGGAUGAGCACUCCCAACAAAGGCAUUUUGGCAAGUUGGACAUUCAUCAGCUACUCUUUCUGGAUUACUAAUGUAUUCUAUAGUCACAGAUCAUGUAUUCAUUAGGUCCCACAUGUUAUUUCCUAAUGUUUUUUUUUUUUUUAAUGUUUUUGUUUGUUCGUUUUUUUUUUGGGUUAUGUUAGAGUAGUGAAUUAGUCAGAAUUUUUUAGUUGUGGGGGGUUGUUCUUUAUAGACCGCGACAACCAGGAUGUAUGUACAUUUAUAAAAGCCCACCCAUGUUCAAUUAGGUCAUACAAGACUGAUUAUAAUAAUCCAUAAAAAUUAAUUAUAAUCAAAUGUGAGGGAAUCGAACCUUUUUAACAGACUGUAGAAUUUGUAUCACGUGACAAAAUGUGUUGAAUAUACCUGAAACAAGUUUUUGUUCUCAAAGCUUUUAUACUGUUUAUGGCCCUCUUUUCAAUGGUGUGAUUUAAAGCCUUUGACUGUCAUCUGUUGUGCGUACUGAAAGAUGUCUUUGCAUUUUCAUGUGCUACUUCUUUUUUUUUUAAAAAAAGCUUAAUCAGGAAACAGUUGUUACAGUAUGGUGGAUACAUUCCCGUGUGUGAUAGCUAAAGAAACCCCCUAGUGAGCUGCAGCUGGCAGUGCUAUAAUGAGAUCAUGGAGCUUUGUCAAAACUGUUAUCAGAUUACGUCAAAGGAAAUGUGCUGACGUUGUGCAGCUGUAUGAACAACAACAGUCUAUUUAUUCCUUGAGUGACAUUCUGAUUCGGCUUUGGGAAAAUGAAAAAUUCAACAUGAGCUAUUCUGUCAGAUCUGUUUUAUUGAUUGCUUUGCCUCAAUAAAUAAAAUUUGAAUUAUUUAAGCUCCUUUCA